This is a messenger RNA of Aspergillus sclerotioniger CBS 115572, 260 nucleotides long. RefSeq lists its product as uncharacterized. The record is from RefSeq and is a predicted model, not a curated record. Bases 62 to 238 code for a protein of 58 amino acids. The transcript has a single exon. NCBI's taxonomy places the organism in Eukaryota, Fungi, Ascomycota, Eurotiomycetes, Eurotiales, Aspergillaceae.
GUAGUAGUAGUGGUGGUGAUGUGAGCUUUAAGCCGAGGAGGGGGCAAUACGAAAGGAUGGGAUGGAUGAACGGGAAAGGAAAGCAAAAGGAAGAGAGAAAAGAAAAAAGGAAGAGAGCAAGAUGUUGAAUGCUGACCCAGGGAAGAGGAAGAGAAGAAGAAGAGGAGGAGGGGGAGGGAGAGAGGGAGGCGUUGAGAAGAGGGAGGAGGAGAGAAGGAAGAGAGAAAAAGAAUGGUAGGAGGAGGGGGGAUGUUGAAUGG